Megalobrama amblycephala (Wuchang bream) is the source of this 2157-nucleotide messenger RNA. RefSeq names its product protein-glutamine gamma-glutamyltransferase K-like. Bases 100 to 2040 code for a protein of 646 amino acids. Gene Ontology annotation, molecular function: protein-glutamine gamma-glutamyltransferase activity. The transcript has 12 exons. Lineage: Eukaryota; Metazoa; Chordata; Actinopteri; Cypriniformes; Xenocyprididae. The record is from RefSeq and is a predicted model, not a curated record. Gene Ontology annotation, biological process: peptide cross-linking.
CUUCUCAAGUGCAGGACUGGACCGAAUCGUCAGGAGCAUCACACACACUGUUUCCAUAAUGAUGAUCACCUCAUCGUCCGCAGAGGACAGCAUUUCAAUAUGUGGGUUGAUCUGUGCCGUCCUUUCAAUCCCAGUUGUGACAAACUUCACCUGGAGCUGAGACUAGGUCAUAUCCCAUCCAUCCGGGACGGCACUUAUGUGGUCAUUCCAAUUGUGGAAGAAUUCAAGAAAGACUGCUGGGGGGCAAAGAUUGUCGAAAAGUGUCAAAACCGAAUCAAACUGUGUGUGCACUCAAUUCCGACUGCUUGUGUUGGACGAUACCAACUCAGUGUUGUGACUCACUGUCAAGGAGGAAGAUUCACUCUACCAUAUGUUCCUGACAAUGACAUUUACAUGCUGUUCAACCCCUGGUGUAAAGAUGACUGUGUGUACCUAAAUGAAGAGGCGGAGAGAGUUGAGUAUGUGCUGAAUGACAUGGGCAGAAUCUACUAUGGAACUAAACAGCAGAUUGGCUGCAGAACAUGGAACUUUGGUCAAUUUGAGGAGGGAGUCUUGGCUGCCUGUUUUUAUGUGUUGGAGAGGAGUUCUACCCCUUGCUCAGGAUGGAGAAGCCCCAUUAACAUCUCCAGAGUGGUGUCUGACAUGGUUAUUGCCAACAAAGACUGUGGUGUGUUGGUGGGUAACUGGUCUAACUGCUAUGGAGAUGGAACUUCUCCUACAUCCUGGUGUGGCAGCAGUGCCAUCCUGAGACAGUACCACAAAUGUGGAGGAGUACCUGUCAAAUAUGGACAGAGCUUGGCCUUUGCUGGAGUCACCAACACAUUGUUGAGGUGUUUGGGCAUUCCAGUUCGUCCCGUCUCAAACUUCUGUUCUGCUCAUGACACUGAUGUUUCUUUGACAAGUGACGUCUAUUUGGAUGAGAAAUUUCAGCUGAUUGAUCACAUGAACCAUAAUUCAAUCUGGAACUACCAUGUGUGGAAUGAGGCCUGGAUGGCUCGUCCAGACCUGCCAUCUGGUUUUGGAGGUUGGCAGGUAAUUGAUUCCACUCCUCAGCUGACCAACCAGGGAUUCUUCCGUUGCGGCCCCACCUCUGUUGCUGCCAUCCGCAGCGGACAGACCUUCCUGAAGCAUGACGUGCCCUUCAUUUUCGCCGAAGUGAACAAUGAUAAAGUUUACUGGCAGCGGAAAUGCGAUGGGACCUUUGGUGUUGUCCACGUUGAGAAGGAUGUAGUAGGUCACUGCAUCAGCACCAAGGCCGUCGGCUCAGAUCAACGUCUAGAUAUCACAAACCUCUACAAACACCCAUAUGGUUCAUCAGAGAACUGUGCUGCUUUGGAAACAGCUCUUCGUCACGGCUCCAGGAGAUGCACAUACCCACUGCCCUGUGCUGAGGAUGUUGUCUGUGAAGUCAGCCUGAAGGGUGAUGGACCGUGUGUGGGAAAUGAUGCCGUGCUCUGCAUCAAUCUGAAAAACAAAUGCAGCUCACCUCGUACCGUAACCCUCUACAGACAGGCAGCAGCCAUGUACUACACUGGAGUCAGGAAGACCUUCCUGAAGAGAGACCAGACAUGCGUCGAGCUCAAGCCCUCUGAAUGCAAACCUGUGGAAUGGACCCUGAGUUAUGACGAGUAUAAGGAGCACCUGGUGGAUCACGCCCCACUGAUGCUCAACCUCUUUGGACACGUCACUCAGACUAAGCAGAUUCUGGCCACCCAGUACAGCUUCAGACUGCGCACUCCAGAUCUAGUCAUCGCUCCUGUUUGUGACGCUGUCCUGGGUCAAGAAGUGCCAGUCAAAAUCACCUUCAAGAAUCCACUGCCUUGUGUCCUAAAGAACCCUGUAUUCCGCUUUGUGGGACUUGGACUGCAGCAUCCCAGAAUUGUUAACUAUGGUGACAUUGCAGGACAUGCCACAGUGUGCCUGACCGAGAAAUUUAUUCCCAAGUGUCACGGCCCACACAAACUUCUGGCCUCACUCGACUGCCCUCAGCUCACUCAGGUGCACGGAUUCUCCAACAUUGCGGUCAAACAGCACUGUUGAACCAAUCGAAUAACCAAAAGAGAAGAAACGUCAAGGCUCCACUGAACAGAAAGCGCUCGCAUUGAAUUGAUUUGCAGAAUUAAAUAGCAUCUAUUAGUUUCACUUUACCUACAAGCU